This is a messenger RNA of Oncorhynchus tshawytscha (Chinook salmon), 2221 nucleotides long. Its product is annotated as transmembrane protein 161B. NCBI's taxonomy places the organism in Eukaryota, Metazoa, Chordata, Actinopteri, Salmoniformes, Salmonidae. The record is from RefSeq and is a predicted model, not a curated record. The transcript is spliced from 13 exons. The coding region runs from base 488 to 1954 and encodes 488 amino acids.
AUGACCUCUACUCCAGUUGAAAACGGUUUCCACUAGUUACCCCAGCCACAAAAUAUUAAUUGGCUUUAUCGUAAAAAUGUAUGAAAACAACCAUUUGCUUUUUGGUUUUAAUUUUGGGGUUAGGCUUGAGAUUAGCAGUCUGGUCAAGGUAAGGGUUAAGAUCACAUUUUAAGAAGAUAAAUUGUAGAAAUAGUCGGGGUUUAUGACUUUGUGGCUGUGUCACCUAGUGACGACCGUUCAAAACACUCGGGAACCGAGGUUGAAUGAAUGGAUCAUUUAAAUAUAAUUGCAGCAACCGGGAAGCAGUUUGAUUUACAAAUUCAUUACUCUUAAAUAUGACUAACUUUAGAAAAGGCUUAUGUGCUCCGCGACGCUCGAUUUUCGACUCGGGGAGCUUAAUGUGACAGGUGUCGGCGUUGAGUCCUUUUCAGCACCACUGCAUCAACAUGAACAUGAGAACGUAUGAAAGCUGGUGGUUCCUUUUAACAUGAGUCUUCAAUAUUCCCAGGGUGUGAUUGGUGUGCAGCUGGUGGUUACCAUGGUAAUGGCCAGUGUCAUUCAGAAGAUCAUACCUCAUUAUUCCUUCGCAAGAUGGCUGCUCUGCAGUGGAGGUCUUCGGUGGUACCAGCACCCUACGGAAGAUGAGUUGAGGAGCCUUGCUGGAAAACAGCAAAAAACAAAGAGCAAGAAGGACCGGAGGAACAAUGGCCACAUAGAUUACAAGCCUCUGACCAUUCCCAAGGACAUAGACCUGCAGCUGGAGACCAAGUGCAUCACAGAAGUGGAUACGUUAGCGUUGCACUACUUCCCAGAGUUCCAGUGGCUGGUGGACUUCACGGUGGCAGCCACAGUGGUGUAUCUAAUCACAGAGCUGUACUACACUGUGGCCCAGCCCUCAGGAGAGAUGAACAUCAGUGUGGUGUGGUGCCUGCUGGUCCUUGCCUUUGUCAUUAAGACUCUGUUCUCCCUGACGGCCUUCUACUUCAAGCUGGAGGAGGGCGGUGAGCGCUCGCUCUGCAUCACCUUCGCUUUCUUCUUCUUCGUCAAAGCCAUGGCCAUCCUCAUCGUCACCGAGAACUACCUGGAGUUCGGCCUGGAGACAGGUUUUGCAAAUUUCUCCGAAAGUGCCACACAUUUUUUAGAGAACCAGGGGUUGGAGUCCCAGGGUCCCAUAUCUAAACUCACCUUUAAGCUGAUCCUGGCCCUGCUCUGCUCUCUGAUUGGUGCAUUUCUCACCUUCCCCGGCCUACGAUUGGCCCAAAUGCACCUGGAUGCCCUCAACCUGACCACAGCUAAAGUCACACAGACCUUGCUUCAUAUCAACUUCCUGGCCCCUCUUAUUAUGGUAUUGUUGUGGGUCAAGCCCAUAACCAAGGACUACAUCCUGAACCCUACCCUGGGGAAGGAGAGUGUGCCUUUGAUGACUGAGGAGACGUACGAUACGUUGCGUUUAUGGACCAUCCUGCUGCUGUGUGUGCUGCGCCUGGCUAUGAUGAGGCACCACCUCCAGGCCUACCUCAGCCUGGCCCAGAAGGGCGUGGAGCAGAUGAAGAAGGAGGCGGGGCGCAUCAGCACCGUCGACCUGCAGAAGAUGGUGGCCCGUAUUUUCUACUACCUAUGUGUAAUCGCACUGCAGUAUGUGGCACCCUUGGUGAUGUUGCUGCAUACAACCUUGCUUCUAAAAACCUUAGGUGGACACUCCUGGGGUGUGUACCCUGAGGAAGACUUCCCCUGUCCGCUGGACUCUGACCCUGCCAUGGUGGCAGCACCAACUGCAGCUCCAGGGCCGGAGGUGGAGGCCCACCUGUCAGUGGCUCUCGGGGGCCUGCGGACAGUGUUCACCCCCCUGCUUUUCCGCGGCCUCCUCUCCUUCUUCACCUGGUGGAUCGCUGCCUGCCUCUUCUCCACAUCAAUAUUCGGCCUCUUCUAUCAUCAGUAUCUUAUGGCGGCAUAGCAGCAUUGCCCCAGGGUCAGUGUGGUGUCCCACAAGGCUCUGUUCCAGGCCAGUUCAGAAGUGACUGAGUUGUCAUUAGGUGCCCUAAUGCUUCCUCCAUGGAUGACUCUAAACCUUGUUUUUUUACAACCUUGUUUUUGAGAGCAGGAUUCACAAAUCCUUACCAUGAGACUAAUGUAAAUGAGGGUAGUGAUAAUAUACACUGAGUGUACAAAACAUUAAGAACACCUUCCUAGGGGCUGUUAUGGUGACCGUAUUACCGCCACA